Molecule: messenger RNA, 1467 nt
Organism: Medicago truncatula (barrel medic)
Lineage: Eukaryota; Viridiplantae; Streptophyta; Magnoliopsida; Fabales; Fabaceae
Product: protein downstream neighbor of Son
Exons: 1
Coding region: 1-1467 (488 amino acids)
Biological process (GO): nuclear DNA replication
Cellular component (GO): nucleus
Source: RefSeq, a predicted model, not a curated record
AUGGAAAAAGUAGCAGCACCUCCAAGUUCUCAUGGAAUUUCUUCCAUGGUUAAAAGAAAGACACCAUCAGAACUUAGGGGAGAGCAGUUGAAGCGGGAAAGUGUUGAAGACCUCACUGAUGAUGAUGAUGAUGAGGUUUCUCCCUCUGCUGGUUCCGCGAAAGAUACACAACUAAUUGGUGAAGUAUUUUCUGCGAAAAAGUCCAUGUUUAGAAUUGUAUCUAAGGAGCAAACUAGUAGUAAUCUAAAUAAUGAAAGCAAUGAAAAGUUCCUUAGUGUUGCUGACCUUUCAUCAUCAGCUGUUGUUGGUAGAUCUUCUGGAGCAGCAGCAACAUCAGGUAUUGACAUGGGACAAGCAUUGAAAGGACUAGCCUCACUUGUUAAUUCAGCAGUACCUACCAUUGCACGAGAAAAUUCCUUCUCUGGAUGUCAUAUUAAUAUACCUGGCAAGAAUGCUCCUUUGGAUCUUACUUUAAAAACCAGUAUGCAAAUAGUAUUCUCCUCCGCUUCUGCGAAUUGGAAUGAAAAUAUUAGGGGUUUCAAAGAUUUGCAUUCAUGGAUGUAUCCCCAAUCUUUUAUACCUUCUUCUAUCAUAUCAGUAUUGAACUCAUCAACUGCAGAAGAAGAACUGGAGUUCUUAAGGAAACGACAAGUGGGUUGGGAAGAAUCCUUUCGGGACCUCUUUUACAUGCUUCGGAACAACGUAUGUGGCCUUUUUUAUGUUUGCACUUCCCGGUUUGUUGUUAUGUUCACUGGUGGUGAUGGCUCCGGAAAAUCUAAAUCCAAAAAAUGCUCCUGCAAUGCUUAUAUUUCUCGGUCAACCAGAGGUUUGAGAUCACUCUUAAGAGAGCACGAUAUUUGUUUCUCUAUGCCGCUUUGCAGUUCAAAAGUGGAUCAAGAAGUUACUAUCUCUGAGGAUUUGGUUGGGCUGAAGACCCGGAGACAGCGAUCUUAUGAUGUUGAUAAUAGUCCAGAAUCUUUGCUCGUUUUUAGUGGAAACAACAAUGUGCAUGGUUUAUACGACCUAUUACUAAAUUACAAAACUCUAUUGGCCUCGCUGUCCGGUGUGGAAGAUGUACCUGUCUUGUGUUCUCCUGUUCCAUUCCAAAAUUCUGCUAUGACUUCUCCUGAUAUUAAAUGCAUGGAGAUGACAAGAGCUGAAGAUAUUGCACAAGGAUCAUCAAAUGACCUUUUUUAUAGCAUUGAAGUUAAGGAUGCAAUUAUUCCACCGUGGAUUAUCUGCAAUAUAUGUGCAUUGAUGAUGGGAUCCCAAGGGAGAAGAAACUUUGAGGCAAGUUUUGUGACUGAACCACUCUCAAUUGGCCUCAAUGUUGCUUUGAAAUCAAUUUGUGAUAAUUCCUUUGGUAUUCCAAAAGCAGCAGUUAUGUCUUCUCUAUGUUCAUGUACACUCAAAAGUGUAAACUACUGUGAUGGUUCUUAUUUAGCAUCAUUAUCCCCUGUAGUAUAA